AAUUCGGAGAGUACUAGGCAAAUUAGUGUUGUUUAUCAAUUCCAAAAGAUAGUCUUCAUUUUUGCUAUAAAAUAGUUUCGAACCACAGACAAAGAUAAAAAAACUGAAAAUUGGAGAGCUGAUCACGUACGCAUCACGUUUUUUCAGGCAGCCAGUAUUUUUGCUCGAGUCACGAACAGGGUAUCCCCUGAGGAACUCGACAAUGGCGGGCCGAUCCGUCAGGAGUUGCGGGAUAAAGAAUUUCUUUGCCAUUGAAAGCUUCGAAUUUCGACACUCGUUCCUCUGUGGUUUUUUGGAAAUGAUUUAUUUUUUCAAUCCUGGAUCAUUCCAAACGAAUUUAUUUUUGUUGAUCAAAUCGAUUCACAAUCAUUCUGCUCCUAUUUAUUUUGUUUGUUUCCUAAAAACAAUUCUCUUGCGGCAAAUGCCUGUGGAUUACGAUAAUUUACAAGUCUUCGUGCAGUGUCUACGAUCUGAUUUACGUUAUUGCAAUUUGAUGGGACUAUGGAGGGAGAUUCAACUUCACCUUGAUCAUUGUGAGACAUGCUCCUCAUUGUGUAAUAUGGUAUUAGACGACUUCAAUGUCGGCUUAAAUGUCAUCCCUGCUCGUUAUGAUGCAUUCAUAACAACUUUCCGCGCAGCAAUAAAACAGGCACCUUCACUCCCUGUGAUAUCGUCCUCCGGUGCGACCAAAAGAGUUCGUCAGAUGUAUCAAAAACUCCUCAACAUAUCUGUGAAACGGCAACAGAUGAAAUGUUCACCCCUGUUUCCUCUUCAAGACAAUAUCAGUGUCGACACGAGUUUGUCCCUAUCACUGUUGUGUACACAUCCUCCAACGAAAUUUAUCAGAGAAGAUUGGGAGGAGAUGAAUACGUUUUGCGAGGAAGAGGAGGCCAAGGAGGAGCGAGCAUCAAUUAAAAGUCAAAAAGAGAGAAGGGCAAUGAAGGUGCCGGCUGAGAAGAAACGCUCUAGACUGAGACUGAACGAAAAGGUUGAGAAAAAAAGCUACUCCUCCACCACGGAGCCUCAGAAAAAGGACAAACGUGCAAAACUGAAACUGUCAAUGGCUGAGAGUAGGAAAAAGAUCCAAUCCUCGUCAUCCAGUAACGAGCCAACGACGAGGGGCAAACGUACAAGACUGAGACUGUCAGAAAUGGCUGAGAGUAGGAAAAGGGAAGGGAGCGAAUCCUCGUUAUUGAGUGACGAGCUACGGAAGAAGGGCAAACGUGCAAGACUGGGACUGGUGGGAAAGCCUGAGAGUGGAGGAAAGAAAAGGAAUGGACCCUUGUCACUAUGUAACGAGCCAGAGAGUAAGGACAAACCUGAGUAGAUAUAUAGGGGCGGU
Molecule: messenger RNA, 1342 nt
Organism: Diachasma alloeum
Lineage: Eukaryota; Metazoa; Arthropoda; Insecta; Hymenoptera; Braconidae
Exons: 3
Coding region: 203-1327 (374 amino acids)
Source: RefSeq, a predicted model, not a curated record